UUGUAAUAAAACAAUAUGAAAAUUCACUGCAAUUUUUGACGUAUAAGCGACAGAUUCUGGUAAAAAAUUGAUCCUUUGCAGUCGAAAAUUGUAAUCGCAAUUCACAUCACCAGUUUCCUUUUUUGUUUUCAUUUGAGCGAAAGACGUGCAGGUGUCUUGACGAGGAUUAGAGAGAUUACUAGUUGGGUCAGAAUGAAAAAAAGCAGUCAUCAUGCUUUGAUGAUGAGCAUUCAAUCGGUAGGCUUGAUAGAUCUUUAGCGACCCUGAAUGUAAGUACGCUUUCACCGAGAAAAGGAGUCCUCGAGCGAAGGAAGGUUUUAACCGUCAUUUCGGCAACUAUAAACACGCUCAUUGCAAAAAGUACACAAAGCUUGUAUACUCAUCAAUCAAUUGUAGGACAAGGAGACAGGUUUUUUUAAACUCUCAACGCUAUGGAAAACGACAUUUGCUUCAGUAUUACUGGGCUGACAAACCGCCCAAUUUUAAAUUGGUGAACCUAGAUUCACUAACAUAAAAACGCAAGGAAUCGAACGCCGGUUUACGUGUAAAGAAACCUGCUGUUAUUAACGAUAAGUUUGCGUUUUAUGAGGAGAGGGCGCUGAUACGAAUUGAUAAAAUUUCAUCGAAGAAAAGGGACACAGUCAGAUCUGCGCUAUGGCUCACCGCGACAAUUUUACACUUGGCGGCAAUAUCUCAGCCUCGACCAACGCCUCAGCCAACAUCUCAACUGCUGCGGAGCCCGUGACUGUGAAAGUACUGAAAACAUUCUGCUACUGUGUUAUAAUGUUGAUGUCUCUGAUUGGAAACACUUUGGUCAUUACUAUCAUAUACCGAAACAAGAGAAUGCGGACCACUACCAACAAGCUGAUCGCCAAUAUGGCAAUAAGUGACCUUCUCUUUCCGCUCUUUGCCGUCCCAAGAGAGACUGCGCAAAUUUUGAUCGGCAAGAGCAGAUGGCUGGUCGGAGGUGUCGGUGGAGAAAUCUUAUGUAAGAUCGUCAAUUUUUCACAAGACAUCUCGACUGCGGUGUCCAUCCUGAGCUUGGUCGUCAUUGCCUUUGACCGAUUUUACGCGGUAAAAUUUCCUUUUAAACCCGCAAUUAUCACGCCAAAAAUGUGCCGCAUCAUUAUUGUAUUCAUCUGGAUUGUGGCCAUUGGAAUACAUUCUCCGUACUUUUACACUUUCCGAUUAAAAACAGUACAAAACGAUCUAUUUUGCGUGAACGAGUGGGAACCGGCUUUCGACAGUAUUCCUACUCAAAAGGUUUACUUUUUGAUUAUAUUCGUGGUGCUAAUCUCAUUUCCCAUUGCGGUAAUAACGAUACUGUACACCGCUAUUGCCAUUGAAGUUUGGAAGCAAAAGGGGCCCGCCGAGCGCUCUUGCCAAGAGCGACAAAGGCGUGAAUAUGAAAACAGAAAAGUGUUGAAACAGGUCGUGACGGUUGUUGUCGUGUUCGUCUCAUGCAUCACGCCCAUUACGAUAUUUGGCUGCCUUGUACACUUCGUUUGGAAUUUAAAAUUGCCGCCUGAAGUAGACGGGCUUAACUUCAGAUUCAGUGCACUAUUUAUCAUGCACUCUAAUGCGGCGAUUAGCCCUUGUAUAUAUUUCAUUUUUAACAAGAAUUAUCGAAAAGACUUCAUAGAAAUAGUCCAAAGCUACACUCGGAUGUUUAGCGGCGUCAAACCGAGCGCUUCUGACCAGUCAAAACUCGAAUCCAGGGUUGUACAUGCUACAAAACAAAGUACACCUCGAUGUCAAUAUAUUUAAACCCAAUACACUUAUAGCCAUGUAUGAGAUAAAAGCGAAAAGUCUUAUUAGCGGCUUCAAACUUGAAAUCCGCUUUUAGUAAGGUUAUCAAUCCGUAAUCAGCCGAAAGUUAAAAAAAUAAUAGCUUAGGCAGUAACAACCUUUAUUUCAGAAUUUGUCACUAUAGAGAUGGGACAACAAUUCGUGUAUGGUGCCCAAAAGUCUGGUCACUCAAUUAAAGCUGAUUGAAACUGAGCCAAUGUCACUGUGAGGUUUUUAAGUUUUUAUUGCAUUAAAUGAAAAUGUUAAGAACAUUCAUGACCCUAAUUUUGCGAAAUUCCCAUAGCUUAAUGUAGCGUUCUACGUCAUAUCAGGGUCACUUGCACCAUAAUAUUCGUUUUAUUACAAUACAAAUACUUAUUGCUCUCCACAUCAUUACCUUAACGACUCCAGCUAGGACUGUGUCUCCAUUCUUAAACAAUUAGAUUAUGCGUUCGAGCCUGGUGACUUAACUGGCUUCUAAUCCAUGCCUGCUAGCUAUUGAUUCACUGAAAAACUCCAUAAGGUAUACACUUAAGUUAUGACACAUAUAACUUAAGUGAAAAGAAUUAGGUGAGUGAACUUUGGACAAAAACGGAAAAUGAUAAAACCCUUUAUUAAAAAAG
Orbicella faveolata is the source of this 2411-nucleotide messenger RNA. Its product is annotated as QRFP-like peptide receptor. NCBI's taxonomy places the organism in Eukaryota, Metazoa, Cnidaria, Anthozoa, Scleractinia, Merulinidae. Gene Ontology annotation, biological process: G protein-coupled receptor signaling pathway. Gene Ontology annotation, cellular component: plasma membrane. Gene Ontology annotation, molecular function: G protein-coupled receptor activity. The record is from RefSeq and is a predicted model, not a curated record.